Messenger RNA from Nematocida ausubeli, 2202 nucleotides. RefSeq lists its product as uncharacterized. The transcript has a single exon. The record is from RefSeq and is a predicted model, not a curated record. The coding region runs from base 1 to 2202 and encodes 733 amino acids. Lineage: Eukaryota; Fungi; Microsporidia.
AUGAAUAAUAAUGCAAAGAUAAGAGAAGAGUAUGAAAUAAUGAAAUACUCAAGAAGAAAAGAAUCAAUUAAGACCAAAUAUCCACAUAAAAUGAAGUUUUCAAUGAUUCUUGCAAUUAUGACACACUGCCAUGUACUUUUCGCACUGCCCUUUAAGAAUAUUAAGUUCUUAUGUGAAGAAAUCAUUCAUGAGACAAGUGACAGCAUUGUGAAACUGAAUGAAGAGGGUCCACUAAACCCACUGUGGGCAUAUUUAAGCAAUGCAUGCUACAGUUUAAACAAAACACUCAUGCACAGACCACUCUUAGACCUAAAAAAAUCAGAAGAAAUAAUUCUGGCAAAGCUAGUGGUUGACACCAAGAUAAGCAUACCCCAAUUAUAUCCCACAGAGCCAGACCAUAUUAAAUUCAAGGAAAACUUCUUUCUGGUUGAAAAUACUAAUAGAUAUGGGACAUCCUCUAAUGAUGGAUUUAAAGUAUUCCUGGAAUACCAUAAGAAUACGCAUAUAUAUUACCAUACCCUUCUGGCAUCGUUAUUUUUAAUCGCACAAGGUGCUGAUCUAUCUUUAAAAUUAGACGAAAAGACACUUAUAUUGCAGCUACCUUCACUAGAAUGUAAUACACUGCAUACAAAGACAUAUGCAUUCUCUGUUAAUCUUAAUACGCAUGCACCACAGGAACAUACGUAUAUUAAUAUGCCUACUUGUUAUAACCAUGUGAAAUAUAUUCUUAAUAAGUUCUUCUUGCAUACGGUAGACCAAGAGACUGAAAAUAGUGUGGAUAUGGGUGCGGAUUAUACUGAGCACAGAGUAAGGUAUGGGGAUUUCCAUAAAAGUACGAUAUGGUACAUGCAGCAAUAUAUCUAUCAAACAAUGAAUAGUUUGAGUGAAAUAAAAGCUUUCAUUCAGAGAGUGCACAAAAUACUAUCUGAACAGAUUAAAAUCACACAAUCAUCAAAAUUAAAGAAUAUUUAUGACAAUCUGUUUUGUGUAUGCGAGAAAAACGCAUCCAUAAAAACCACAUACACAGAAUAUGUGCACACACUGUAUAUGGGGCUUAAUCUGGCAAAGCACCAGAUGCUGCCAAUUUACUUUGAUGAAUCUUUCCCUGCUCCGGGCUAUAUCCCGCUUUAUGACAAGGCCCAGGGCAAGCACGCAAAUAAUUCGAAUUCUUUCUUUAGUAAUACCACAGAAACCACUAUAAUGAAUAUAUUCUUGUGCCUGCUGUAUAAUCUGGCGGAAAAGAGAUAUACUAUAGAGCAUAUGCCCAAUGCGUCAUACGAAUUUAAAAAAUUCUUUAGUGUAUACUUUCUGCACAGUAGUAUUUUAUGUGAACAUUCUAGCCUAGAGAGUGAAACUUCUAGUAUAUACAGUGACUAUUCGUCUGAGGGUGAAUUUAUUCCUGUUACCAUGGAGAUAGGCGCAGAUGAUGGGAUAGAAUCAUAUGCAUGUAAUGAGACUAUGCCAAGCAGUUCUGAGAGGAAUUUACCUGAGGAAAAUAGUAAUUAUGAGCACAUGAAUAGUGAAAAUUCGUAUACAACUACAAAAAUAUCUAAUGAAGUGCAUAAGGACUGGAAUAUGGUUGUUGCAGGCUUAAAUAUCCCUGGGUCUGCAUAUGUGGGAGAGAAGAAGAAUCAGAUUAAGUCGGAUAUUUUAUCGAUUAUUUUGGUUAUUAUGGAUGUAACGGGACAGCCUGCAUCUGUGAAGAAUCAAUUCAGUGCGAUUUUCUGUGAAAUAGAAAGAACAUCAAAGGACAAAAGAGACUGUGCUGAGUAUUAUCUUAGACUAGAGAGUCUCUUGGUUGAUAUUUUUUCUUCUAUUCUUGCUAACUUUUCGCUUAAUUCGAAUAAGUAUAGCCUGAAAGACUAUAUGCACAUGGAGGUGAAACUUUCAGAUAUUUCAGUGGUGCUAAAGGAUGGCUGCAUUUUACAAAUAACAGGGAAUAUAGGAAUAUACUAUAGGCUUGGGGAUUUAAAUGUAGCAAUACAGAUAAGCGUGAUGAAUAAUACAUCCAGAGUCAGUAUUAAGGAGACUCCUAGACUUUUUUCAUAUCAAAUACUACGAUUUAGUAUGCUCUUCUUAGAAGACAAAUACUUAACGGAUUUACAGCAUAAAGACGAGUGUAAAAUAAUCCAGGUUUACACUAAGUUGGAAAUCAUGAAUUUGCAUCGGUUUCUAACAUCCAAGGAAUAUUUUUUAUCCUAA